Messenger RNA from Myotis daubentonii (Daubenton's bat), 2080 nucleotides. RefSeq names its product stimulator of interferon response cGAMP interactor 1 (gene STING1). Gene Ontology annotation, biological process: positive regulation of type I interferon production; defense response to virus; innate immune response. NCBI's taxonomy places the organism in Eukaryota, Metazoa, Chordata, Mammalia, Chiroptera, Vespertilionidae. Gene Ontology annotation, cellular component: endoplasmic reticulum membrane; autophagosome. Gene Ontology annotation, molecular function: 2',3'-cyclic GMP-AMP binding; cyclic-di-GMP binding. The record is from RefSeq and is a predicted model, not a curated record.
UCCCUCCUCAUUUACUGUCUGUGGGGCCUGAGAAACGUUAAUUCAUCUCACUAAGCCUCAGAUUACCCAUCUAUAAAAUGGGAAUGGUUUUAUACCUAUCUGAUAGGGUGGCUGACUGGAUUAAGUGAAUACUAGUAAAUAUACAUAACACUUGCCAUAAUAUAUUAUUAUUAUCCACGAGGCUGCCUUUUUUUGACUGGAACCACCAUAUUCUUUCUGAGAAGUCUCAGGCGUGGCCACUUCCUGUGAAGAGCCCAAACCCUACACUCCCCUGCUGGCUUUCUGCGCCUACCAAGCCCUUUACUCUGAAAGGCUGUUAUUACAGGAAACAAUUGUUCAUUUCCCCGCCCCGCCCCCCCUCCUCCAUAUCACCGUCUUCAGAAAAAGAGGAUCUCAUCCAGAAAUCAGAAUAUAAGCGAUCAGGCAGGGAGCAUGGUGUAGUGUGUGCUGUCUCAGGCUGGGUGUGUGGAGUCCCGUGCUGACCGGAGAGGCUGCUCUUAGUCACUGGGAGCUAUUGCGCUGAGCCUUCCCUUCCUGUGUCUCCCAGAAACAGCCUGUGUCUGGCGGUAGAAGCCUGUCCCCCAGAGGUGUCUCCAAAAGCAGCCCCUGGAUGCCCCACUCCAGGUUGCACCCAUCCAUCCCUCGGCCCAGGAGUUACACGGCCAAGAUAGCAGCCGCUGGCCUGCUGAUUGCCUGUCUGGCAGCCUUUUGGUUCUUGGGGGAGUCGCCAAAACACGUUCGCCAGUGUCUGUUGCUCCACCUGGCCUCCCUGCAGCUGGGACUGUUGUUCAAGCGAGUCUGCAGUCUGGUCGAGGAGCUACGCCACGUCCAUUCCAGGUACCAGGGAAGCUACCAGAGGGCUGUGAGGGCCUGUCUGGGAAGCCCCAUCCGCUGUGGGGUCCUGGUGCUGCUGUCCUGCUAUUUCUAUGACCCCCUUCCAAACGAAGCUGGCUUGUCCUUCACUUGGAUGCUUUCCCUUCUGGGCCUCUCAGAGGCACUGAGCAUCAUCCUGAACCUCCAGGGCCUGGCCCCAGCUGAGAUCUCUACAGUCUGUGAACAAAAGAACUUCAACGUGGCCCAUGGGCUGGCAUGGUCAUUUUAUAUCGGGUACCUGCGGCUGGUCCUACCAGGGCUUCCGGCCCGGAUCCAGAGUUACAAUCAGUCCCACAACAAUAUCCUACGAGGCGCAGCAAGCCAUCGGCUAUACAUCCUCUUCCCAUUGGACUGUGGGGUGCCUGAUGACCUGAGUGUGGUUGACCCCAACAUUCGCUUCCUGCAUGAGCUGCCCCCGCAACUCACUGACUGUGCUGGCAUCAAGGGCCGGGUUUACAAAAACAGCAUCUAUGAGCUUCUGGAGAACGGGAGGCUGGUGGGCACCUGCGUUCUGGAGUAUGCCACCCCCUUGAAGACCCUGUUUGCCAUGUCACAGGAUAGCCGAGCUGGCUUCAGUCGGCAAGAUCGGCUUGAGCAGGCUAAACUCUUCUGCCGGACACUUGAGGACAUCCUGGCAGAUGCCCCUGAGUGUCAGAACAACUGUCGCUUCAUUGUCUACCAGGAACCUGAAGAGGAAAGCAGCUUCUCCCUGUCACAGGAGAUUCUCAGGCACCUGCAGCAGGAGGAAAGGGAGGAGAUUACCGUGGGUAGUGUGGGGACCUCGGUGGUGCCUGACUCUUCCACACUGAACCAAGAGCCCGAGCUCCUCAUCAGUGAAAUGGAUAAGCCUCUCCCACUCCGCACAGAUAUCUUCUGAGCGCCACGGUCACCUUGCCUGAUCCCCCAGCGAUCUCCAAGACUCUGAACUGAGGGCUCUCUUUAGGGGCUAGAUGCCCAGCAAAGCUGUUUCUUCCCACAGGGGGGCCUCUCAAAGAAGUCACGGGGACUUGACAUCUCAAGAUGAGUCCUAUGACCUUGGGCAAGUUGUUUUACAUGAGCCUCAGUGUCCUCAUCUAUGAAAUGGGAUCAUAAUAAUUGCCCUACCUACCUCACAGGGUUGUUGUGAGGACAAUGACUGCAUAGAUGUUUCUUGUAAACUCUAAUUGCCAGGUAAACUUAAGGGAUGUGCCAGGUGUCUUCCAUUGGA